Stylonychia lemnae is the source of this 831-nucleotide messenger RNA. The record is from the annotation of a GenBank genome assembly. NCBI's taxonomy places the organism in Eukaryota, Ciliophora, Spirotrichea, Sporadotrichida, Oxytrichidae.
AUGCAAUAUCUAGUUGAGCUAAAUACCAUUGCGGGAAACUAUUUUAAGAAUGAAUUUGAUGGAACUAUUCUUUAUUUUUCACCAUGUGGAGGAACUGGCUCAGGUGUGUCUGGUGUUAUUUUAGAUAUGCUUGGUAUAAUUGCCCCAAAAUAGAAAAGCAUAGGAUUUUAGCUUUUCCCAAGUGAAAAUUUCUCUAAUAUGGUUGUUGAACCUUACAAUUUUGUGUUUAGUGGAUGUCAGAUGGUAACUAAAUUGGAUUUCAAUAUCUUUGUUACUAAUGAAAAUGCACUAUAGAUACUUAAGUCUUAUCGAGGAAUAGAAGCUCCUAAACAUGAGGAAGAUAAUAAGUCCUAAUCAUUUCAAACUACUGAUUAUGCUUAAAAAUAGCUAAUAAAUAGCAAUGAGUAUAGCUUAGGGUAUUAUAAUGUAAAAGCAGACCCUUCGAUUCCCAAUUUUUCUUUUGAUAUUACAACAUUUACGAGAGGCUCUGCCAAUAAGUAUGGAAUUAUUAGAGAAUAUUUAGGAUUGUAUUAAAAUGUUAAGUAGUCAAAAUAUUUUGGUCCUAAACUUGCUGAUCAAAGAAUAUUUUCUCAUUAUUUUAGUGACCACUCUGAAAAGUUUAACAUGAGUACGUUAUGCACCUCAAGCAAUAUAAUAACUGUACUGAGAAAAAACUGCGAUAAGUUUGAUAAAUUGUAUCCAAAAAGAGCAUACUAUCAUUAUUACGUUGGAGAAGGAAUGGAGACCGGAGAAGCAGCUGAAAAUAGAGAAAUAAUUGAAAUGGUAAUAAAGGAUUAUGAAGAUUUAUCAUAUACUUAGAGGGAUUAAUGA